This is a messenger RNA of Pangasianodon hypophthalmus (striped catfish), 3794 nucleotides long. It is a transcript of the gene upf3a, whose product is annotated as UPF3A regulator of nonsense mediated mRNA decay. Bases 899 to 2344 code for a protein of 481 amino acids. Gene Ontology annotation, biological process: positive regulation of translation; nuclear-transcribed mRNA catabolic process, nonsense-mediated decay. The transcript has 12 exons. The record is from RefSeq and is a predicted model, not a curated record. Gene Ontology annotation, cellular component: cytoplasm; nucleolus. NCBI's taxonomy places the organism in Eukaryota, Metazoa, Chordata, Actinopteri, Siluriformes, Pangasiidae. Gene Ontology annotation, molecular function: telomeric repeat DNA binding.
UUUGCCACUGGCACUCUGCGAUCUCUUAAAUCAGUCGCACUUGUGUAAGGGAUAGUGAGAGUUUUGCAUCUCUCCUGCCACGAUUCCUCACUCGUUCAGUAAAGACGCCUCCUCUCCACUGCAGUCUAACGUCAUGGCUCUUCAGCUCAGCGGCGGGUGAGUAGCAGCUGAUUUAGAGCAGACUCACACCCUACCCUGAUGUCUGGAAGAUGAGCGGUGUCCUUUAGAGUACCGGAGAUGGGCUGCACGCCUUCUAAAGCCAACAUCACAUACACUCAUGAGCAUGUGUGUGGGGAUCUGGACACCUGCUCCACCUUCUUACCGAGUGUCAAAAGCUCCGUGUCCACGCCGGAGAGACCCGCAACCAGACUGCGCGUGGACCCCGGUGCCAACUGCAAAGAAACUUUCCUUACCGUGCCUAGUCGGGACUGUUAUGGCCGCUUGGCGAGUCAGCAGCCUGAGAGCCCGGACGCGUGGAGCGCGAUGAGUACAGCCAGUCCCUUCGCACCGAGGACCAGCGACUCCAGCGACUCUGAAGGCAGCGAGGCACCUGCCGGAAAGCGGUAAAAACCGUCGCACGUCAGUGAACCUAAUUAACGACACUUUGGCAGUGUUGCCUGGGAGACGCUUUCAGGCACUGAGCUACUCUAUUAGCACAGCAGCUAGUUAUUCCAGGCUUUUCUCGUCGGAUUGAACUUUUACCUGUAUUUGGGCAUUUUAAUAACCACUUACGCAUUAUUCUGCCGUAUACAUAAAUUCGAAUAAGUCGAAUUUAGGAGGCGAACAAAAAGAGAAAUAUGAUCGCGCCACAGCUUGACUCUCCAAUUCUCGCGGUGUUUGGACACUGAAUUCUCGCGAGCGUCUGCGGAUUCCGAAGGCGAAGAGGAGAAAUGGAGAGAUGAGGGCUGAAAAGGAGCCGACAACGGGAAGCAGAGAGAGAGGCGUCGUCGAGAUACAGCUGAGGGACGCUCAGAGGGAGCAGGACAGCGCCACGGCCAAUUCGAAGCACAAAGAGGAGAAAAAGGAAAUCUUCACCAAGGUUGUGAUUCGACGUCUUCCACCCAGCCUGUCAAAAGACCAGCUUGAGGAGCAUCUCAGUCCACUGCCUUCUUAUGACUAUUUUGAGUUCUUUCCUGCUGAUCAAAGCCUGUAUCCACAUCUUUUCUCCAGAGCAUACAUCAACUUUAAAAACCCAGAGGAUAUUGUUCUCUUCAGAGAUCGUUUUGAUGGUUACGUUUUUAUUGAUAAUAAAGGUCAAGAAUAUCCAGCUAUUGUAGAAUUUGCACCUUUUCAGAAGGUUUCAAAGAAGAAGCUCAAGAAGAAAGAUGCCAAAGCAGGAAGCAUUGAAGAAGAUCCAGAAUACAAACGAUUUCUGGAGAACUACUCUUGUGAUGAGGAGAAGUCAAUGGCCAAUCCAGAAACACUGUUGGGAGAAAUUGAGGCUAAAACAAGAGAGCUCAUAGCUAAAAGGACAACGCCACUUCUGGAGUACAUUAAGAACAAGAAGUUGGAGAAGCAGAGAAUUCGGGAGGAAAAAAGGGAAGAGAGGAGACGCCGAGAACUGGAAAAGAAACGGCAAAGGGAAGAGGAGAAAAGGAAACGGCGAGAAGAGGAGAGGCGAAAACGGAAAGAGGCAGAGAAGCAGAAGAAACUCUCAGAAAAGGAUAUCAAAAUCAAGCUUUUGAAGAAAUGUGACAGGGAUGAUGAGGUGGAAUCAGACAGACUGAAAGACAAAGGAGACAGUGGAGAGACGGAGAGGAACAAGUGGGAGAAAUCCACAGGCCACACCAAGGCAAAGGAACCUAAAGACAAAGUUCAGUUGGAGAGUGAUAAGGAGCAGCGGGAUGGCCACGGCCGCCGGCAGAGAGAUAAAGACCACAGGGGCCGAGAAGAGGAGCGGAAGCGGCAACGGCAUCACUAUGAGUUCGAUAAGUUCAUGCGCCGCAAGGAGGAGACCAAAUGGGGCAAAGGUUACUGUCACGACCGGGCAAAGAAAGAUGGUCACCACCAUGGCUACUCCUACUGCCCUGAGAUGGGGGACAAGUCAAGCAAGGAGGACCGGGAUGACAUGGGGAGCAGGAAGGAACGUAUUCGUAAUAAGUCUGUAUUAGUGCAUCAGGAGAAAAGGACCUCCCAGUCUGAGGGGCCAGACCAGAUAGGAGGGGCUCUGCCAGCCAAGGACCGACCUGCCAUGCAGCUGUACCAGCCAGGAGCUCGUAACCGUAAGCGCAUGGGGUCUGGGAACAAAGGCUUUGACUUCAGCCGGCUCUCUCCGGAGCCAAGCACUGAACCCUGCUAUGAGCUGACCAUAGGAACAGGCUCUGAGAAAAGUGGAGAUGAGUGACAGAAAAAGCAUGCUUCACCUACAGGCAAGAGGCAGAGUAGUAGUAUGGCCAGAGAAUAAACCUCCCUGAUCAUGUUCUUGAUGUGCUCUGUCCUUAUUUCCAUGCACUGUGUCAGCUGUAUAUUCAAACCCAUAGAUUAUGUUAAUGUUAUUAGAUUCUACUGUAUGUUUGAGUUUCAUGUCAAAGAACACUGCCUCACUGGGUUCACAUUUUUCUACAUUUUCACAACAUAGGCACUUAUCAGAUGUUGUUUGUUGACCUCCACUCUACAAUCACAUCCCUCAUCAUUUACAGAGGACAUAUUUAUAUGCUUUUUUUAGUGAAUCAUAUAGAAUCCAUAACAUGUGAGAGUUUAUGGAUAGUGUAGUACAGAUAGUGUACAGAUUUUACUGUAAAAAUCAUAAGCAAAUGUUGUGAAAUGCAUAUUUUUAAUAUAUAAAAUGUAUGUUUCUGUUGUGCAACUGCAGAAUAGGUUCAAAAGAGAAACUAAUAAAAUGUAUGUGUGCAUAUGCACAUUACUUCUUUUAUCUUGGAUGUAAAAAUCACUUACCCAAUUUAAUAAUUCAGUAUGUACCUCUUAAUUUUAGAUAAUAAUAAUACUAAAAUGCUAAUGCCUGCUUUUUAUAUAUUAAACUGACAUUUUGUACUCUUGUAGUACUCCUAAAUUGAGCCUAACUCAUAAUAAUUAUUAUAACAAAUAAGCAACAUUUCACCUGCGAGCCAAGAAGUACACAUUUUGGCUUUCAUUAAAAGCUAUGGAGAAUGACUAAGUUGACUUUUACUCAGAUCUAUGUAAAAUGUCAUCAGAACAUCAAUCAUGCUUUUUAUAUGGUUGUACAAUUGAUGGCAAUCAUGUUUUACAUGCCUCGGUGACACACCAUUUCUUUGCUAAAGAUGACAAGGUUCUUUUGCUCUCAUUUGAAAGACCAUGAAAACCAAGCCUUUUCACAUAAAUAAUUACAUUACAAUGCAUUUUGAUGGAAUUAUUAAUAUUGUUUGUCUAAAAUAAAAUUUCACAUUGUAGAAAGAACAGUGCAUCUAUUUGUUUAAAAAUACUUUAAUAAAAUGAGAACUGAUUUCAGAUCAAGUAUCAGAACUGGCACAGAAAUUUAAUACACAGUGAAGAAGUACACUCAACAAUGAACCAACUGUCAGUAGGCAUGUUUGCAUACAGAGCUCACCCCAACACCAAAGGUUUUUUUUUCCUGUAAUUGACAUAAACCUUAUAUUCAGAAUGAUGAUACUUCUAUUUUAUUAGUAUUUAAGGUCAGGAACAUGCCAGUCACGAAAAACAGUACACUACAAAAAAUGACUUGGCAAAUAUUUUGAAUAUAGUGGAAUUUAUCUAGUAUUUCCUAUUAGAAGGUUACAGUAAACCAAAUGUAAGAUUAUUAAACCUAGACAUUUCUACUAAUUUCAAGCUUUACAUUUUCUUGUUUUAUUGGCAGA